Nematocida ausubeli is the source of this 1077-nucleotide messenger RNA. RefSeq lists its product as uncharacterized. Bases 1 to 1077 code for a protein of 358 amino acids. The transcript has a single exon. NCBI's taxonomy places the organism in Eukaryota, Fungi, Microsporidia. The record is from RefSeq and is a predicted model, not a curated record.
AUGUGCAUAGAAAAAGAUGUCUAUUUCAGCUCUGAAACACUUCUAUGUUUCAGACUGGAGAAUUUCAUAUUUGUUUGUGUCUGUAAUAUAAAGUAUCAUAUCCUUGUUAUUCUUAUGUACACACCACCCACGCCAGAGGAAAUUAUAGAGAGACAAGCUCUAUUUGCGCAGUUUCUGGAAGGAUACCCAAGCCCUAUAAUUGAAGGACAAAAGAAAGAGGCAAUUGAAAAGGUUUUUUUCUUUAACGACCAGCAGUUCAGUGAAGUGUGCGAAGACCUAAAAGAAGAGAUUAUUCGAAGAAGGGAAAAUGGCAGCAUUGAGUUUGUUCCAAACUAUUCACUAAAAAGAAACACAAUUCGGGAGCAGAUAUCUCUUCUAGAGGAAGAAGAGCUUAAGUCUUUAGUAGAAGACACGUAUCUAGUGCUAAAACAUAAAAAUGCAAAGACUCCAGAAGACGAACUACCGUGUCUGACAGCCCUGGUGCAAAGCCUUGAAGAAAUCAUAGGAAAAAGCGGUAGCCCGUACAAGGGGACAGUUAAGAGCCAGGGAUCACCCUCUGCGAUAAUUAUUUCUGUUGAAAAGCUAAGGAAAGAUCUGGAAGUUGAGGCAGCUGCAGAAGGGAAGAUAGAGAUACUUCUGACCAUGAUUGAAAAGCAAGUCUCUGAUCUAUGCAUUCAGGAGCUUUUAGACUCUAUCCGCAAGCAGCUAAACAUUAUAAACACGCAAAAACAGACAAUGUCCGCAGAGAUACUUACUUUGAAGAACGAUAUUAAAGACAUGCAUCUUGAGAGGGACAUGGAGACAGAAACCACCCAGUAUGAGGAGACAGUUGAGAAUAUUGUGGAAAGAAUCAUUGGGCACUUUUAUGAAAUAGAGUAUGCAUUGUCAAAAAAGAAAUCGGAAGACCUUCAAAAGAUUUUAGAUCUUCUAAACAAGGAGAAAGAGUCCCUCUUGAACCUCUCAAAGAGCAAAGAGAUCCAAAAGAUAGAGAAUCUAUCCAUUGGGGCAUCCGAAAAAGAUCUGCUAACUAAAAUAUCACAGUACUACUCAGCUGUUAUGACUGUUCUGCCUAAUUAA